Salvia hispanica is the source of this 2357-nucleotide messenger RNA. NCBI's taxonomy places the organism in Eukaryota, Viridiplantae, Streptophyta, Magnoliopsida, Lamiales, Lamiaceae. The record is from RefSeq and is a predicted model, not a curated record.
GGAAUCGAAAUCAAACAAUAAUUCGAGAGAAUCGCACAAAGAAAGGGCGAUUCUCGAAAUCCGUGUGCCCCACCACCACCAUUCCCUCUCCCCUCUUAAAAUACUAGCAUUGGUCUACUGUCCUUUUCCAAGAACACACAUUUUUACCAUUUUCUUUGACUCUUUAAAUCACUCACGAUCGAUCACGCGGUGUGAGUGAGUGAGUGAGUGCUCAUCCAUAAACCGCGAUUCAAUGCGGCAUUCAUCGGCAUUAAUUGUUGGAUAGAUUUAUUAAGCUCGAAUUGAUGCGAUUAAGCGUUGCCUUUCUGCGUGAAGAAGAAGUGGGUGUUGCGUCUUGUGAUGUUAUUUUGGGAGAUAUAAGUCGUCGCUGAAACUGUUCAAAAUGGAGAACUAUGAUAUACUGGAGCAGAUUGGUAAAGGGUCGUUUGGUUCCGCGCUGCUUGUUAAGCAUAGACAAGAGAAGAAGAAGUAUGUUAUGAAAAAAAUCCGUCUUGCUCGGCAGACUGAUCGGACCCGCAGAUCUGCCCACCAGGAGAUGGAGCUCAUUUCCAGAGUGAAGAAUCCAUUUAUUGUGGAGUACAAAGAUUCCUGGGUGGAAAGGGGGUGUUAUGUGUGCAUCGUGAUUGGUUACUGUGAGGGAGGAGACGUGGCCGAAGCCAUUAAAAAAAGAAAUGGAAUUCAUUUCCCUGAGGAGAAGCUUUGCAAAUGGUUGGUUCAACUUUUGAUGGCACUGGAUUACUUGCACUCCAACCACAUCCUUCAUCGUGACGUCAAGUGCUCGAAUAUAUUUCUGACGAAAGAUCAAGACAUACGUUUAGGGGAUUUUGGCCUUGCGAAAGUAUUGGUUUCUGACGAUCUAGCUUCUUCUGUAGUGGGUACGCCUAGUUACAUGUGCCCCGAGCUUCUUGCGGAUAUACCUUAUGGUUCCAAGUCAGAUAUCUGGUCCUUGGGGUGCUGUCUUUAUGAAAUGGCUGCUUACAGGCCUGCAUUUAAAGCCUUUGAUAUACAAGGUCUCAUCCACAAGAUAAAUAAAUCGAUCGUCUCUCCACUUCCAACCAUGUAUACCGCUCCAUUCCGUGGGCUAAUCAAGAGUAUGCUUCGGAAAAAUCCAGAGCUCAGACCAAGCGCUGCAGAGUUGCUCCGACAUCCACAUCUCCGGCCCUAUAUCCUCGAUAUGCAUCUCAUGUCGAACAACCCCAGGAGGCAUACUUUCCCAGCUUGGCACUCUGAUUCCAAAUUUGCCAAGAAAACGGGAUUCGUUGAAGCUGAUACUGUCAAACAAGAAAAAAGGCUGUCAGCCGGCAACAACAGGGCAUUGAAUCCUAGCAUAUCUGGAAACGAACUCGACAGUCCGUUCUCUUCUGGAAGAGCACAAAAAACGUUCAGCCAUUUGAAUGAUAAACUGUCCGACUUAUCGGUUGGUAGCGUGGGCGAUGAUAUUGGAGUGCAGAAGUUGACGAAUGCCACCAAGUCCAGCGCUGUCAAAGCUUCGAGAACGGCUUCAGCAAAGGCUUCUUCGAAUAAUAGAAGGCAGUCCACGACCCCGUCAAGAAUAUCAAACCCUGGCUCGACUCGCGAAUUGCUUCCCGUGUCGCACACUCCGGUGAGAAAACCAUCCCAAGCAGCACGCAGAGCGUCUCUUCCGCUGUCCACACGAGCUAAACCUAGCGUUGUCGGUCCACUCGGUAGUGUCGAUUCUUCCGACGUCUCCGUCAACGCGCCGCAUAUCGACAAGAUGGUCGACUUUCCGUUGGCGUCCGCAGACGAGCCUCCACGAAGCCGCCGGAGCUCAUUCUCCUCAGCUCAGUGCUCGUACACCCCACCGUACAGCGCCGACCGUUCCAUCACGAAAGAUAAGUGCACGGUCCAGAUUCUCGACAGGCCGAUCUCCGCUCAAGGCGUGCAGUACAACGGGAGCGAGUGCUCAGAGCACAACCCAGUCCUCGUCGGCGGCGGUGGAGGGGGUUCGAGCCGCUCAUCGUCGGAUUCCCGGCAGCGGAGGUUCGACACGACGUCGUACCAGCAGCGCGCGGAGGCUCUGGAGGGGCUGCUGGAGUUCAGCGCGACGCUGCUGCAGCAGGAGCGGUUCGACGAGCUGCAGGUGCUGCUGAAGCCGUUCGGGCCGGAGAAGGUGUCACCUCGCGAGACUGCGAUAUGGCUGACGAAGAGCUUCAAGGAGAACUCGGCGUGAUCACAUCUCUCAGACUAACAGCAGCUAACCGCAGGUAGGAAGGAAUUUAGCACGUGGUAAUGGCAUAAAAAUGUAGGUUUUUUGCUUUUGGAUUUGGCAUUGUCAUAAACGGCUAAUACUAAUACUACUAUGAUAUAUGAUGAUGUUACAAUUUGUUCUUGCCUCA